Messenger RNA from Gordionus sp. m RMFG-2023, 2589 nucleotides. Its product is annotated as Fanconi anemia group M protein-like. The record is from RefSeq and is a predicted model, not a curated record. Gene Ontology annotation, biological process: double-strand break repair via synthesis-dependent strand annealing; interstrand cross-link repair. The transcript is spliced from 17 exons. Lineage: Eukaryota; Metazoa; Nematomorpha; Gordioida; Chordodea; Parachordodidae. Bases 1 to 2589 code for a protein of 862 amino acids. Gene Ontology annotation, molecular function: four-way junction helicase activity; four-way junction DNA binding; ATP binding.
AUGGUAGAGUGCAGCUUGGAUUUUUUUACGGCAAACGAUACAUAUUAUAAUUUUAGAAGGGAUGAUAAGGUUACUAAAAAAAUUUGUACCUUACUGCAAACUCAACAAAUGGUCUGGAGCCAGCAGCGUCCAGACCAUAAGAAUUCUAUAUUGGUAUUAGAUGGUUUAUUAACCAGUAGUUUUAGCUUGGGGAUGGAAUUUCCAUUGCAUGAUACAACUGUAGCAUGCAUAAAGAAGAAGUUGCAAAACUUUAAAGACCAAGACAAUUGUGCAAGGUUUCAGGAGCUUCUGGCUCUAAACUCUCAUACAGAAGAGCUAGAAGCUUUAUUUAAUCUAGAUGAUGAAGAAAAUAAGUUAAUAAAUUCUAUAAUAAAUUUGGAAAAUAAAUCAUUUACGAACGAUUAUAAUAAUGAUAACUUUGAAUUUGAUAAAAUGGCAGGAGAAAUAUGGAUAUAUCCAAAUAAUUUUCCUAUACGAGAUUAUCAAUAUAAUAUUGUCAAAAAAGCACUUUUCAACAACACUCUAGUUGCUCUGCCUACUGGUUUAGGAAAAACAUUCAUUGCAGCUGUUGUCAUGUUUAAUUAUUAUAGAUGGUUUCCAAGGGGGAAGAUUAUUUUCAUGGCCCCAACUAGACCUCUCGUUAAUCAACAAAUUGAAGCAUGUCAUAAGAUAAUGGCUACCCCAAUUAUUGACACAACUGAAAUGACAGGUAAAACAAAUCCUAUAAAGCGAAAAAAAUUAUGGGCACAAAAAAGGGUAAUCUUUCUUACACCACAGGUAUUAGCAAAUGACCUUAUAAAUCAAUUAUGUCCUGCUCAUUUGGUUAAAUGUUUAGUUGUUGAUGAAGCUCACAGAGCAUUGGGAAAUUAUGCUUACUGUCAAGUUAUCCAAGAAAUGCUUAAAGUUAAUCAGGAAUUUCGAAUUUUGGCGUUAACUGCAACCCCUGGACGAGAUAUAAAGACUAUAGAAUCGGUUCUUAGCAACCUCUUGAUAUCUCACUUAGAAUUUAGAACAGAACAGUGCUUGGAUGUUCAACCUUAUACGUUUGCCAAGACUAUACAUAAAAUCGUUGUCCCGUUAACCCCUCUCAUGGAGGGUUUCAAAGAAAAGCUAACUAACAUUUUGGAUAUUUGUUCUCGGCGUUUGGUAGAGCAAAAAGUACUUUUUAAAACGGGUGACAGCAUCGAAAAUAUGAGUAAAUUUAGCUUGAUCCAGGCCAGGGCUAGAUUUCGAUCAAGCAACAAUCAAAAAAAUAAAUUUAUAGGUGGAUUGAUAGAAAGAGAUUUUGCCGUUUGUAUCACACUUAUCCACUCAUUGGAACUAAUCACGUUUUAUGGUUUGAGGUGUCUACACACCUUUAUCAAAAACUCAUUGAACAUGGAGCAAACCAAACCUCAAGUCCAAUUAUGCCUCGAGGAAUCAUCAUCUUCGCUUACGAAUAACUCACGUAUCCUUACAUAUUCAGACGAAUCAAACGAGCCCCAAAAGUCAUCUCACGCGAAACCCGAAAAUUCUACGAAUAAAAAUAAUAAAAAGGGUUGUAAUGCGACCAAAAGCGUACUAACCAAGAUUCCCCAAUUUCAAGUCAUGUAUGCCGAACUUGACGAUUUUAUCGACAGGACUAAAAAACGCAAAAAAUGUCGGGGUCUAAAUGUGGUUGAUCAUACCGGAAAAAAAGAUGAUGGCGAUGAUGAUGAUCGGAUCGAAACGGAAACCGAACCUUAUUUAGAGAGUCAUCCCAAAUUGGGUAAGCUUAAGGAACUGGUGGAGAAACAUUUCGCCAAACAUGCCCAGGGAUCUACGAGAGGAGGCUCAACCUCAAGCAACGUAAUUAUAUUCUCUCAAUACAGGGAAAGCGUUAUCGAGAUAAGCCAAGCCUUGAGUAGAUCCCUAUAUCCUCUAGUCAAGGUGGGGACAUUUCUGGGGCAUUUAUCGGUGAAAAAAUGCAAAACGGUUACUCAAAAGGAUCAACUUAAGGUUUUAGCUAAAUUCCGAUCGGGUCAAUACAAUACUCUGGUAUCGACUUGCGUUGGGGAAGAGGGCUUAGACAUAGGAUCGGUUGAUUGUAUAUUCUGUUUCGAUUCUGUUAAAAGUCCCGUCAGGUAUUUGCAAAGGAUUGGUAGGACCGCCAGAAUGAGAGCUGGCGACGUUUACGUAUUUUUGACAAAGGGAAAGGAGGAAAAGAUAUACAACCAAAGUUUGAGCAACAAGAAAAGCGUAUUCAAAGCGCUCGAACAGCAAAUUCUGCAACGUUUCAAAGACAAAAACAAUUAUAACCAUAAAAAUCAUCGCAGUAACCCCAAAAUUUUACCGCCCGGAGUCAAUCCCAAACCUUGCUUAAUGUACAUAGGAGAGCUAGCGGUCUCUUUGCCACUCGAUAAAGGCCCACCCGCAAAUGAUAAGCAAAAGUCAACCCCGAGUAAAAGUCGUAAAAAUUGCGGCAAGGAAAAUAGCAGCUUAGAUAGGUACCCGGAGAAAAAGGAAGACUCCCAUGAAAUAGAAUCGAAUAACGCGCUCGUCCAACUUUAUGAUCGCGGUGAUGAUAUAUUCAUUGGCCUACCAUUAAGAUAUAUAAAGAAAUUUAAAUGA